UCAUCCGCAUCAUGUGACCAAAAACCCGGAAGCGCAAAUCAUUCAAGAUGUCGCAGCACGGAAUUACGAGCUAUUGAGUUCCCAUAUCUUUCUUCUUUUUUUGUCCAUAAUUAAAAAUACAAAAUGCAAAAUUACGAUAAAACACCCGUGGACUCCAUGCCUCCAACCGCGCCUGAUUUCAGAGGGAAUGACGGUUCACUUGUCUCUGUACUCAAGACGCUAUUGUUUUUCACUCUUCUGAUGAUAACUCUACCCAUCGGACUGUAUUUUACAUCAAAGUCUUUUCUCUUUGAAGCCUCUCUGGGAUACUCCAGCAAUGACAGCUACUUCUAUGCCGCCAUCGUUGCUGUGUUUGCUGUCCAUGUGGUUCUGGCGCUCUUCGUUUAUGUUGCAUGGAAUGAGGGAUCACGCCAAUGGAGAGAGGGAAAACAGGAUUAAGCAAGACUAUAAAAACUACAGGGAGAGAUGGAAACAUGCACAACACUGUCUUAUUCAUUCCUGAACCAGAGCAUCAUAAUGGAGUGACACCAUCUCUCUGUGUGUUUACUUUUCUCCUGAAUGUCUCAGCCUAUCAGAGAGAAGAUGCCUGAUUUCUCCUUCAUCUCAUGAAAUGGUUGAGGUCAUCUUUGUUGUCAGAAGGUGUUAGAUGAUAAUGUGUGUUUUUGUGCAGGGUUAAUACAGGACAGAAGAGAAGACACACUGUUCUCAUGAAAGUUCAUUGUUCCUGCAGUUUCAUUUCAGUCUAUCCCAUAGAUGAAUCCGAUUCUGAAUCAACAGAUUUCAAGCAGUUGUAUUCAGACCUUAGGCCUUCUGUGUAAUUUCAAUGUCUUCCCUUUUUUUUUUUUUUACACAAACAUGCAGUGAUCAUGUAGACAGUUGGAACUAGUGUGUGUGUGUGUGUGUGUGUGUGUCUGUGUGAUUGUUAAAAAAAAAAUCCAAAAUUUAUAAUUUCAUGUUGUUUUAUUGAUCACUUUUUACUGGAAAUUCACACUUUUGAAGCCCGAGGAGUAUUGUGGUUCUUACUAGACAUUUUAUCAUUUAUAAAUAUUGUUUAAAAUGGCAGUUCUGAGUGGGGUAAGAGUUAAUAUGUUGGCAUUAUGUGUUUUAGAUCAAUGUAGCAAAUAAAUCAACACACCAUCU
Onychostoma macrolepis is the source of this 1140-nucleotide messenger RNA. RefSeq names its product vacuolar ATPase assembly factor VMA21 (gene vma21). The transcript is spliced from 3 exons. Bases 124 to 438 code for a protein of 104 amino acids. Gene Ontology annotation, biological process: vacuolar proton-transporting V-type ATPase complex assembly. Lineage: Eukaryota; Metazoa; Chordata; Actinopteri; Cypriniformes; Cyprinidae. The record is from RefSeq and is a predicted model, not a curated record. Gene Ontology annotation, cellular component: endoplasmic reticulum membrane.